AUGUGUCUCCUGCACGAGGACAGCGGCUCCAGCAGUCCUGGGUUUGUCCUUAAGGACAGUUUUUGCUCCAGGUUUCUGGUCGAGGACAUGACCCCCUCCUGCAGGUUCUGGGACAUGUGGCUCGGUGUGACCUCCUCUGGACUCCCGGCCCGGCCCGUUUGCGGUCAGCUGCCCCUGAGCCUCCGGCAGCGGAACCUGUGCCUCAGGAAGCCGUUCCUGGUGCCGAGCGUUCUGGACGGGGCCCGGCUCGCCGUGUCCGAGUGUCAGAACCAGUUCAGACUGGAGCGCUGGAACUGCUCCACAUCCCCGGAACCGCCAGUGUUCGGACACGAGUUGACGAGCGGAACCAAAGAAACGGCGUUCAUUUACGCCGUCAUGGCGGCAGGACUCGUCCAUGCCGUCACGCGCUCCUGCAGUCAGGGCAACAUGACGGAGUGCGGCUGCGACGCCAGGCUGCAGGGCGGCGCCGGCGGGGGGUUUUCUGCUCCGGCGCAGAGCUGGCACUGGGGGGGCUGCUCGGACCACAUCCAGUAUGGAACCUGGUUCAGCCGGAGGUUCAUGGAGAACACGGUGAAGAACAUGUCGACGAGCCGCGGCGGGUACACGCUGAGCACCACGAACCAGCACAACGGAGAAGCUGGGAGACAGGCUGUCGAGAGGACGAUGUCCACAGACUGUCGCUGUCAUGGCGUCUCGGGCUCCUGUGCUGUGAAGACCUGCUGGAAGAUGAUGGCACCGUUCGGACGGGUCGGGGCAUACCUGAAGGAGCGUUACGAGCAGAGUGUACAGGUGUCAGGCAGCUCCAGGAGGAAGACGAGGAGAAAAGACAGGCACCACACUGUGGACAAACACCAGCUCAUUUACUUAAACAAGUCUCCUAACUACUGUGUGGAGGACCAGCAGCGGGGCAUCGCUGGCACUAGGGGGCGCCGGUGCAACCGGACGUCUACUGGACCGGACGGCUGCACCCUGCUGUGCUGCGGCAGAGGAUACAACACACACCUGGAGAGACACGUUCAGCGCUGCGAGUGCAAGUUCAUCUGGUGCUGCUACGUCCACUGCAGGCGCUGUGAGAGCAUGAACGACACGCACACCUGUAAGUGACUGCACACCUGGACAAACACCUGG
Nematolebias whitei (Rio pearlfish) is the source of this 1128-nucleotide messenger RNA. RefSeq names its product wingless-type MMTV integration site family, member 16 (gene wnt16). Gene Ontology annotation, cellular component: extracellular region. The coding region runs from base 1 to 1104 and encodes 367 amino acids. Gene Ontology annotation, biological process: neuron differentiation; canonical Wnt signaling pathway; cell fate commitment. The record is from RefSeq and is a predicted model, not a curated record. The transcript is spliced from 4 exons. Gene Ontology annotation, molecular function: cytokine activity; frizzled binding. Lineage: Eukaryota; Metazoa; Chordata; Actinopteri; Cyprinodontiformes; Rivulidae.